Molecule: messenger RNA, 1193 nt
Organism: Pseudogymnoascus verrucosus
Lineage: Eukaryota; Fungi; Ascomycota; Leotiomycetes; Thelebolales; Thelebolaceae
Exons: 2
Coding region: 46-1056 (336 amino acids)
Biological process (GO): L-glutamine metabolic process; oxaloacetate metabolic process
Cellular component (GO): mitochondrion
Molecular function (GO): omega-amidase activity
Source: RefSeq, a predicted model, not a curated record
CCAACAUCAAUCAAACCCCAUUUCUCACCAACUUCCCAACUCUCAAUGCGCCAAUUAGUGAAUCGUGUUAUAAGAACAUUACAAUCAUACCCAUUAACCUCGACCUUUCAACCAUCUCACAACAGAGCAUAUCAAAAAAGCCUAUCCACCAUGUCUACAGUCCUGAAGCAACCCGUCAAGCUUGCCCUCGUGCAGCUCGCAAGCGGCUCCGACAAAGCCGUCAACCUCGCCAACGCGCGCACACAAGUCCUCGCCGCUGCCUCCAAGGGAGCCAAAAUCAUCGUCCUCCCCGAGUGCUUCAACUCGCCCUACGGCACGCAGCAUUUCCCCAGUUACGCGGAGACGCUGCUCCCCUCCCCGCCCACAGCCGAGCAAUCCCCAUCCUUCCAUGCUCUCUCCGCUAUGGCUAAGGAGGCAAAUGCCUACCUGAUCGGUGGUUCGAUCCCCGAAGCUGACGCGGAGAACACGUCCGCUACGGCUGGGGCACCGAACAAAUACUAUAACACCAGUCUUGUCUUCUCGCCCUCUGGCGCCCUGCUCGACACCCACCGCAAGGUGCAUCUCUUCGACAUCGAUAUCCCUGGUAAGAUCACAUUCAAGGAGUCCGAGGUUCUCACCGCGGGGUCUCAGACGACGAUUAUCGAUUUCCCCGAGUACGGCCGCGUGGGGGUGGCUAUCUGCUAUGACGUGCGCUUCCCUGAGCUAGCCAUGGUCGCAGCUCGGAAGGGAGCAUUCGCGCUCAUCUACCCCGGUGCGUUCAACCUGACCACCGGUGCGCUGCACUGGGAGUUACUCGGACGUGCUCGCGCGGUGGACAACCAGGUGUUUGUCGGGUUGUGUAGUCCGGCGAGGGAUAUGACCGCGGGGUAUCAUGCGUGGGGACAUAGUAUGAUUAUUGAUCCGUGGGCGAAGGUGUUGGGUGAGGCCGGGGAGGGACAGGAGAUUGUGAUUGCUGAGUUGAACCCGGAGCCGAUGGAGGAGGUGAGGCGGAAUAUACCUGUGUCGACGCAGAGGAGGUGGGAUGUGUAUCCUGAUGUUAGCAAGGGGAGUGCUUGAGUGUGAGUGAGUGUAGUGUACUACCCGGGUAGAUGGGAUUGUUUAGGUAGCAAUUUAAUGUACCCUUAGCUGCAUCGAGUGUGCAAUCGGGCAUACUUGAGAACCUUGAAACAUGAGUCUGCUGUCCUAACUCGGGG